CCUUCAGGUUCUUUUCGCCUUCAUUUUCUCUUCCUCUUUCUGUCAAAACACAACGGAUUGAUAUUGCAGCAAUUGAUAUUCAACCUCUGACGACAGCGGCACCCAAAUCUUGUAAACAACCACAGACCGACGACAAGCAACCAUGGACUCCUCAAACCCCCUUUCCGAUCGCGAGAAGGCGUUCGAGAACAAGUACAUCCACGACAAGGAGAGACAAAUGGCCAAGGAUAGAGCGAACAAGCAGACACAAACAGAGUCCUCCCCCUCCUCCAAGGACGCCAGUUCCACACCAAUCGAGCCAGAGGAGGGAAGUGGAGGUACAUACAAGGAAGAGAUUACCAAGCUGGCCGCCAUGCCUUCUUGAUUGCGCGGCAACAUGGGAACCUCGACAGAAGAGAAGCAAAGGGGAGGACUGAAGUCUUAGCACUCGACAUUAUUGUUUUGGAUAUCGAAGUUCCAAGUAUUUACGCAUCAUCAUCAUGGUUCUAGAAGACCCUCUCGACUAGGUCCUCGAAGCGAGUGCAACCCCAAGGCGACUCCCAAACAUUUCCAGAAGCGGGACAGGAACCGAAGCACCUCUUUUCCCUUGUUCGGUUCCGAAGGGGCAUCCGCAAUGAGGUUCUUUAAUAAGUGAGGCAUCGGGGGAAGGAUCUUUAAUUGUAAUUUUAUCUCGAAUGGACCAAUAACACACCAGGAUAAAUCUCGGCAUGAGCCGCCAUGUAAGC
Messenger RNA from Neurospora crassa OR74A, 725 nucleotides. RefSeq lists its product as hypothetical. The transcript has 2 exons. Lineage: Eukaryota; Fungi; Ascomycota; Sordariomycetes; Sordariales; Sordariaceae. Bases 143 to 364 code for a protein of 73 amino acids. The record is from RefSeq and is a predicted model, not a curated record.